Molecule: messenger RNA, 1581 nt
Organism: Marmota flaviventris (yellow-bellied marmot)
Lineage: Eukaryota; Metazoa; Chordata; Mammalia; Rodentia; Sciuridae
Source: RefSeq, a predicted model, not a curated record
AUGGCGCUUGGUAAAUAUUUGCGCAUUGCAUGUGAGCUGCUCCUGGCUGCUGCCAUCUUCUGCCUGGUAUUCUGGGUGGUCAGAGUCUCAAGGCCUCGGGUCCCCAAAGGCCUAAAGAGUCCACCAGGGCCCUGGGGCUGGCCAUUGAUAGGGCACAUGCUGACCCUAGGGAAGAACCCUCACGUGGCUCUGGCAAAGCUCAGCCAGAAAUAUGGGGACGUGCUGCAGAUCCGCAUUGGGACCACACCUGUGGUGGUGCUGAGUGGCCUGGACACCAUCCAGCAGGCGCUAGUGAGGAAGGGUGAUGACUUCAAGGGCCGGCCAGACUUCUACACCUUCACCUUUGUUACUAAUGGCCAGAGCAUGACCUUCAGCCCAGACUCUGGACCAGUGUGGGCUGCCCGCAAGCGCCUGGCCCAGAGUGCCUUGAAGAGUUUCUCCAUAGCCUCGGACCCCACUUCUGCAUCCUCCUGCUACUUGGAGGAGCACGUGAGCAAGGAGGCUGAGUGCUUAAUCAGCAAGUUCCAGGAGCUGAUGGCAGAUGUUGGGCACUUUGACCCCUACAGAUAUGUGGUGGUGUCAGUUGCCAAUGUCAUCUGCGCCAUUUGCUUUGGCCAGCGCUAUGAUCAUAACAACCAAGAGCUGCUUGAUCUAGUCAACCUGAAUAAUGAGUUUGGGGAGGUGGCUGCCUCUGGAUACCCAGCUGACUUCAUCCCUAUCCUCCGCUACCUGCCCAACCCUACCCUGGAUGGCUUCAAGGACCUGAAUAAGAAGUUUGAACACUUCAUUGGGAAGCUGGUCAAGGAGCACUACAGAAAAUUUGAGAAGGGUUACAUCCGGGACAUCACAGACAGCCUGAUUGAGCACUGUCAGGACAGGAGGCUGGAUGAGAAUGCCAAUAUUCAACUGUCAGAUGAGAAGAUCAUUAAUGUCGUUUUGGACAUCUUUGGAGCUGGGUUUGACACGGUCACAACUGCCAUCUCCUGGGGCUUAAUGUACCUGGUGACAAACCCUAGGAUUCAGAGAAAGAUCCAGGAGGAACUAGACACAGUGAUUGGCAGGGAACGGCGGCCCCGGCUCUCUGACAGACUCCAGCUGCCCUAUAUGGAGGCCUUUAUCCUGGAGCUCUUCCGACAUUCCUCCUUCGUCCCCUUCACCAUUCCCCACAGCACUAUAAGAGACACAAAUCUGAAUGGCUUUUAUAUCCCCAAGGGGCGUUGUGUCUUUGUGAACCAGUGGCAGAUCAACCAUGACCAGAAGCUGUGGGGUGACCCAUCUGUGUUCCGGCCUGAACGGUUUAUCACUUCUAGUGGCACUGUGGACAAGACACUGAGUGAGAAGGUCAUUCUCUUUGGCUUGGGCAAGCGCAAAUGCAUCGGAGAGACCAUUGCCCGCUUAGAGAUCUUUCUCUUCAUGGCCGUUCUUAUGCAGCAGCUGGAAUUCAGUGUGUCACCGGGCAUGAAGGUGGACAUGACCCCCAUCUAUGGGCUGACAGUAAAGCAUCCCCGCUGUGAGCACUUUCAGGCACAGGUGCGCUCUUGUGGACCUGAGAGCCCUGAGGCCUAGACUCUGACUGCAGGG